Molecule: messenger RNA, 3888 nt
Organism: Myiozetetes cayanensis
Lineage: Eukaryota; Metazoa; Chordata; Aves; Passeriformes; Tyrannidae
Gene: TMEM229B
Product: transmembrane protein 229B
Exons: 2
Coding region: 175-678 (167 amino acids)
Source: RefSeq, a predicted model, not a curated record
GAACUGUUGGUCACGUACACCUGGUCUGAAAACGACUGGAGUCUGAAACACCUUGGACUUGCUGAAGGCAACGUAGUCUACCUGCGGAUGCUGUGAACUAGGAGCUGACCAAAAAGUGGGAGAGCUCCAGGAACCCUCCCUGGAAAAGAGUGCUGCUGGGGUGAGUGCAGAAGAAUGGCUGCGGCAGAACCUCUGACCGCUUUUUCCCGAUGGUACCUCUAUGCCAUCCAUGGCUAUUUCUGUGAGGUGAUGUUCACAGCUGCCUGGGAGUUUGUGGUCAACUUCAACUGGAAGUUCCCAGGCGUUACCAGUGUGUGGGCACUAUUCAUCUAUGGCACCUCCAUCCUUAUUGUGGAGAAGAUGUAUCUAUAUCUCAAAGACAAGUGUAACAUUUUAGUGCGCUGCUUCAUUUACACACUUUGGACAUACCUCUGGGAGUUCACCACUGGCCUCAUCCUACGACAGUUCAAUGCCUGCCCGUGGGACUAUUCCCAGUUUGAUUUUGACUUCAUGGGCCUGAUCACUCUGGAAUAUGCCAUCCCAUGGUUUUGUGCUUCUUUCAUCAUGGAACAGCUGGUGAUCAGAAACACCCUGCGCUUACGAUUUGACGAGACUGCUGAGCCGGGGGCCCCCACCGUCCCCGUUGCCUUGGCCAACGGCCACGUGAAGACAGAUUGAGCAGUGACUUAGAAUCACACUUAGCAAUCUGGGAGAGCCCAGACCACUACUACAGACUGUCAGCUCUGGCUCCGAGGUACUGCUCCUUGCUGUAUGAUAAGAUUCAUAAACCCCAUUUUUCUAAUGGGGGUGUGCAUGGGAUAUACCAGAAGAAAUGGAACCAGUAGAUUUUCUAUGGAUUUUACUCUUUGGGCUCCAAGGACCAAUAUCAGUUACCUGUUAGUUAGGUCAUUUCUGAUUUUAACUUAUUACAGAUGAAAGCAGUCCUUUUGCUUACACUUUAACGUGGAGAAAGAAGAAAAAGAAAUGCUACAGCGGAAAUUCAUCCAAAAGAAAAACACCUAAUUAUUUGAUGGUCAUGGACACGCCAGCUGAGUUAGUGAUUGGCUUACUCCAUUAGGCAAUAUUCAGGUGCUUGCUUGCAACCAAUACCUCCUGUGGGACCUGAGAUGCUGCAGGAACAAGGAAAAUCCAUCUGCUGUUGAGAAGAACCUAAGACUGGCAAUCUGCUGGGGAGGUAGAUGGUGUUCCCCUCACCAGGUCCCAUUGGCCUCUCCCCAGGUUCUUUUUUGCACCAUGAAAUAAUCUGGUGCUGGACAUCUUGGUGAAUUUAUACAGAUCUUGUACUUUUUGAAAUCUCAGUCCUGAUACUUACUAGAAAUUUUUUCUUUUUUUUUUUCUUUUUCUUUCUUUUUUUUAAUGAAGGUCUUUUUUGCCAAGUGAAUUUUACCAUAAUCUGUGCAAUCUGAAUCUUGGCAAAAGGCGCAAGAAAUAGUGCAAGUCUUCCCAUCUCCUCUGUACUCCCAAAGCAGACCUUGCCUGACAGUCUGCUUCAGAUUCCAGCUCCCAUCUCAUCCAUGCAAACCUUGUAGAGACUAUACAGGCCACAAGAAUUUUCUGCCUUCCUUUCCAGGGAUUCCUCUGUUUCUGGUAAUGGUGGUGACUUAUGCUGGCUGCAGCCCAUUGUAUUUGAAGGUCAAAACCUUUGUGUGGCUAACAUGGUAUCCGGGAUUUGCUCCUCUGGCAUUGACUCUCAUGUUCCUUCAGCACUGGCAGGCCUUGGCUCAGUUCUGCCCAGUGUUCUUCUCAGUGUAUCAAGUGGAUUUGCUUUUUCUUCCCAAAUUCUGCUUUAAAUAACCACAACCAUAUUGUCAUGACAAUAACUGGAGGCAGCAAGAGAUAUACCAUGCUGCCUGAUAAAUUUAUUAAAAAAAAAAAAGGCAAAAAACCCUUCUCUGAAGAGCACUUAAUUCUUCAUGGUCUGCCCGAAUGAGACUUUUGAGUUAGGGUUCAAGAACAGCGGGAGAGAGGUGGAGCAGGAGGGAGUGCUGUGGCUUCACUGUGGAACUAUCUGCACUGGGGACAGUUUGAAAUUUAACCUAUUGGGAACACCUAUAGAGUACAAGGACAAUUGUGGUACAGGGAAGGUUUUUAUAGUGGCAGCCAAAAGUUCACAGUUCACUCAGGCAAGUCUUGGCUUCCGAAGUUAGCAACAAACAUGGAGCUUCUAGCUGUCAGAUGUCUCACUCCCGAGCUGGGUUAUGGGGAAGGUUUGCUGUAGUUGCCCUGUAGGGCCAGAUUAAUUUUUUGUGUUCUUCCACCAUAGUCAGCAGAGCUGUACAAGGGAUCAAUUUGGCUUGAAAUGCAAAUGUGUUGUGGGAUUCCACUCUUGUUUUGGAAAUAGUUGGGCUAUUUAUGUGUAGGUCCCUUGUCUCUGAGCUAUUUAUGUGUAGGUCCCUUGUCUCUGGUAGGGGGUGCUCAGAUGUGAACCUGCUUCUUGCCCUGUGGUGGCCAUUCCUGAAAGGAAAAGCACUGCUGAUCCUGUGAGUUGAAUUGUUUCUUGGUUCUGCUCUUAUGAAGGCAGUGUUAGUACUUUUUUGUAUCACACAGAGAGCAAUUAUUUUAUUCCUUCCCUCCCUUUUCUCAUGUGGCAUCCAUUGCUGGCAAUGGACACAUGAAAACAGUGGUGCAAGGAGUUAAUCAAAUCUGCCCUGAGUAUGCAAUGUCUCCUGAAGCACUGAGAAUACUUAGGUGGGUAUUUAGAGUCUCCUUUUUAUAGUUCAUUAAAUUAAAAGAGAACAAACACUGAACAGAUAGUUCUUCUGAUGCUGUGAUGCGAGUAUUAUGAAAUAAGAACAGUAUGUAGUUUAUCAGCUGUGUUGGUCUCAGGCAUAUAGGUCCAGGCAAAAUAGUCACCUGACACUGUACAUGGAGUUAAAAAAAGAGAUUUGUGCAUGGGAUAAUGUAGAUGAGCUGUACUGGAACAGAACAAGAAUUGCAAGGUGCAGAUGAGAGUGGGAUCUCACCAUUUUGGCCCUGGUUCUGUCAAGGUUAUCAAACACCGUGUCUAAAGCUGGGUUGUCCUCUCAUAGAAUAGCUUAAACAUGGUGUUGUGCUGCCUCCUACAUCACCCCCACAUCAUGUAAAACCCUCAGCCUCAUAGAAACAUCCUUAGGAUCCCUGCUUUCUCCUUAGCUGUUAGAAAACUUUUUAGGAAGGUUAAAAGGAGUUAGCAAUGUGGUUUGGAGGAGUGGCUGUCCACAGAGCUAACCUGGUACACAAUAACAGCUAUGUGUGUGUUAUUGUCUGUUCUUUAGGAGGUUCCAAAUAAAUGACACUGGUUUUGCUCAGUGGGGUAAUAUUUAGAUGCUCAAACUACGGAGGGGUUUCCCAGCAGCAUUUAGUAUUUAGUGUGUUAUCCUUCUUGCCUGUGUCAUUGUAACAACUGUUUUGUCUGCUUUCCACUGAUGUCUGACGUGUACCACCCAGCUAUUGCAUCUUUAUAGAGUGGUGAUUUAUACCCAGAAGUGCACUUUACUUGCAGCUUGCACACCAGAAACAGAAAAGGACCCGGCAAAUUCUUAAAUCAAUUAAUUAUAUAUAGUACCACAUACCUAAUGCAGCAGGAUUACCCAGACUUCUCCGUUCUGAGCAACAUGGCUGCAGUCAGAGCUAUGUCUUUUCUGCAAAAUCUCCCUUUUUAAUACAUGUGAUGCUUCUUACAACAUCUUGCAGAAGUGCCCAGAGCACGUUACCAGGAUCUUGGUGGCAGCUCAGUGAGAGCUUCGGAGCUGGACUGAAGUUGAAGAGACAUUUACAUUAAGAAGAAAAAAACGCACAAGGCCUAACAUUUGUUGUAUGUGUAUCUUCCUCAGUAGAUUAAAGUUGCCUGUUUUGAGUUCACCAGCAAUAAAAAAACCUUGUGAUUUA